AAUUUGGCGCUAGUGCUGGGAAAGCGGAAGCUUUUUGAAGCUUUGAAUCAACUGAACCAAUUCCUCCGCAAAAUGAUUCACGAAGCGUUUGAAAAACAGCAAACUAGUUGAACCUGCUAGUCAAAAUGUUUAAAAAAAGCGUAACGGGAAUAACGUCUAAACACGAGAUUGUAAGUUUUAAAAUGUUAAGAAAACAAAGGCUUAUUUUGGAAAAUCACAAGUUCCGAGCCACUGAUUCAGAACAAAAGAUUCGAACAAAAUGUUUCGAAGCUUCAUGUUUCGAAAGCGCAUAUCAUCGUGGGUCUGCGUCGCCGCCAUAUUGGACCGGGCAGCUCUUUGUCAGAAGAUUGGUCUGGUGAAAAUAUGCCUGAUUCUUGUGCUGCUUGGGGCUGUAAAAACCGCCGCACCAUCCAAAGCAAAUACCGCGGAGUUACUUUUCACAAGUUUCCUAGGGAGAAAGCAUUAAGGAGGCAGUGGGAACUAGCUACAAGAAGGAAAGGUUUUUCCGCCAGUGACUGCUCUGUGCUAUGCAGUGAACACUUCAAACCACAGGACGUUGAUAGGACAGGUCAAAUAGUCAGAAUUCGAGAUGGAGCUAAACCAUCUGUCUUCAAUUUCCCAACUCAUCUAAAAAAACCAGUGGCACCCAGGAAAACAAGAACAUCAAGGAAAGCUGAAGAGAGCCUGCCAGUGGACUGUUCUCGGCAGCUGGACGAGACUAAACCUCUGUCUAAUCUAGACCACUCCUAUGCAUUGCCUGCAGAUCCCACUGAUCUAAAGACCAGACUCAGUGAAGCCUUGGCUAGAGUGGAGAGUCUGGAGCGAGACAUGAGAAACGUGAAGAAGCGAGAACAGAGGGCAAAGAACAUGGUGCUUGCUCUUCUAGAAGACUUGGAUGGAAAAAACCUCAUAAAUGAAGAGUUGAAACACAAGCUCAAUUUCUACUCGGGGAAAAUGAAAAUAAAAAGUUGAACUUUAUGGCAGAUGAGUUCCAAGCCUGGCCUUAAAAUGAUGUUAGAUAUGUUGAUAUGUAUAUAUGAUUUGUCUAUAGUUCCAGUGCAGUGGUUUGGUGGGAAAAGACUUUAGCCUUCAGUGUCGUGCGAAUUAAUUUAUUUUGUUACAUUAUUUGUCUGCCAUUGUCAUGCAUUUUUUUUGUGUAUGUGUAUUUGUAAUUACUGUAUGUACAGGAAUGGAUAAAUACGAAAAAAAAAAAAUAUAUUGUAAAUAAAUAUUGCAAUAAUAUUUUUAAUAAGAAAUAUUUAAGAUGUGCAGUAAAUUUAACCUCCCCCCCUCAAACAUACUGUUUUUCUAAAUGC
Messenger RNA from Labeo rohita (rohu), 1316 nucleotides. RefSeq lists its product as uncharacterized. The transcript is spliced from 4 exons. Bases 364 to 972 code for a protein of 202 amino acids. Lineage: Eukaryota; Metazoa; Chordata; Actinopteri; Cypriniformes; Cyprinidae. The record is from RefSeq and is a predicted model, not a curated record.